CUCAGUUAACAGCGUGCACCGAGGUAGAGAGACUGACUGAGAGGGAAGGAAGGAGAGGGGGAAGGAGAGGGAGAGGAGAAAGAGAGAGGUUAGAGCAAAGGAGAAAGAGGAUAGAGGGAGAGGAGGGGAGAGUAAGAGGAGAAAGAGAGGAGGGAGAGUAAGAGGAGGAAGAGAGGAUAGAGGGAGAGUGGAGAAAGAUUAUAAAGGAGAGAGGAAGAAAAGACUGAAAUAGAGGAGAAAGGGGUUAGAGAGAAGAGAGGUAGAAUAAAGGCAAGAGAGGGGAAGGAGAGGAAGCGAGUGGAGGAGAAAGGGAGGAGAGUUAAAAGAGAAGAGGGAAUGAGGGAGAGGAGUUAGAGGGAAGGACAGAGAGAGAGAGAGAGAGAGAGAGAGAGAGAGAGAGAGAGAGAGAGAGAGAGAGAGAGAGAGAGAUGAUCCAGAGGUCGAGUCGGGGUCUGGUUUGCCUGCCUCUCUGCUGCAUGGAAGCAGGACCCUGACUGCGUGUGACUGAGAGAGCGUCUCCGUCAGGAACCAGACCGUGGGGUUGCUGUUCACCGGAGUUUCGCGAGUGCGCCUCUCUGCUUGUGUCGGGACAGGAAGACCAGCAUGAACAGAAAAGCGGCCCCGCCGCGGCCGAAGGGACAGGGCGCUGCGGCUGCGCGGCAGAUGGGCCUGCUCCUGGAUUUCUCCCCCGAGGCGAUGGCCAUGGGGGCGGAGGGGGAGGGCGAUGCUGAGCUGGAGGAUGAGCUGCUGGCCCUGGUGAGGGAGAAGCCAGCGGGCGGGAGAGAGCCGGGGCACGAGGGCAAGACCCCCCUGCCCAUGGCGGAUAUCGAGCGCAUGGCUGCGCUCUGCAUGAGGGAUCUGGAUGAGGAAGAGGAGGACAGCGAGGGGCUGGAGGAGGAUGAAGACCUCAUGGCGGAGCUCAGCGAGGUUUUGGAGGACGAGGCACAAGCAGCCCCACCCCCAGUGCAGGCCAGACCCCCCCCUGCAGCUCCCAUUACCACCAGUCAGGCUCGUCCCAGCUCAGGCGGUGUGGAGUCCACUCUCUCGGAGCGCAUCUCGAUGUACAGGUCAGCCGCGGCCAUCGCCAAGAGCACCGGGGAGAGCAGCCGAGCACGACGCUACGAGAGGGGGCUGAAGACCCUGGAGUCGAUGCUGGCAUCCGUCAAAAAGGGGAGGAGCAUCAACGAGGAGGAGAUCCCGCCUCCCGUCGCCACGGGCAACACGCCCGCUCCUGCCCCUUCCCAGAGCCCGGAGGCUGUUCCCGCACCCAUCCCCACCCCCCCCGCUGUGAUCACGCGGAGCCCCAGCCCCCCCGCCCCAGACUACCCCCCUGUGCUCCCCAAACCUCCCCAAACCCUCCCCAAGCCUUCCCUGCUCGCCCCCCCUCCGCACUCCCUGACCACGACUCCAGACACCCCCCUCAUCUCACCCCUCACCCCCGUGCAGAGCACCCCGCACUCAGGCGUGAAGUCCGCUCUCCUCAGUCGACAGAGGGAGUACAAGCUUGCUGCUCUUCAAGCCAAGCAGAGUGGAGACAGCGAGCUGGCCAGGAGACACUACAGCAUAGCCAAGAGAUUCGACCCGGUGCUGGAGGCUGUAGACCGAGGCAAGCCCGUGGAUCUGAGCAACAUGCCGCCCCCUCCUGACCAGGCUGUGACGGACAGACCGGCCCCUCCCACUCAGCAGUCGACCCCGCCGGCAGCGCCCCCUGCUGCUGACUCUGCCCCCCCCCCAGCCCCCCGGGAUCUCUCGGAGGCGCUGCAGCAGCGGAUGGAACGCUACCAGAGCGCAGCGGCGCAGGCCAAGGGACAGGGGGAGGAGCGCAAGACACGCAUGCACCAGCGCAUCGUCAAGCAAUACCAGGAUGCAAUCCGAGCUCACAAAGCAGGACGAGCCGUCAAUCUGUCUGACCUCCCUGUGCCACCUGGCUUCCCUCCCAUCCAGGGGACCGAGGGCUCCGCUGGGGAUCAGAGCAUCAUGGGAGUGCUGGAGACUGCCAUGAAGCUGGCCAAUCAGGAUGAGGAGGAGGGGGAGGGGGGCGAGGGAGGAGUCAAGCCAGCGGCGCGCCCCGCUGUGGUGAGGCCGGUAGGCACUGCUCAGGCACGGACCCCCCCCCAGCACCCCCAGCCCAGGGGGCCUCCAGCAGGGGGCCCUGUCCCAGUGGGGCAAGGCUCGGCCAAAGCAGCCACCAAGCUCCAAAGUAAAGCCCAGCAGCAGCUGGAUUUCCUGGAGGGGAGGAAGCGGCAGCUGAUGCAGGCAGCCCUGCGCUCCAAGCAGAAGAACGACCUGGAGGGAGCGAAGCAGCACCUGCGGCAUGCCAAGGGCAUGGACCCCCUGAUCCAGGCAGCGAGCGGGGGGCUGCCGGUGGACAUCAGCAAGGUGCCAGCAGCCCCGGUGAACGAGGAGGACUUUGUUCUGGUGCAGAAGAGAGGAGUGCAGGUCUCGCACAGGGCAGCCGAGCAGUACAGCAACCUGAUGGACCUGCUUAAACAACAGCACGAGAAGUGCAUGAGCUACUCCAAGCAGUUCACUCACCUGGGCAACGUGAGCGAGACCAGCAGGUUCGAGAGGAUGGCCGAGGAGUGUAAGAAGCACAUGGAGAUCCUGAAGCAUGCCCACGGGAAGGGGUACCCCGUCCCCAAAUUCCACCACGAGGAGCGCACCUUCAACAUCAUCAAGAUUUUCCCCAACCUGACCAACAGCGACAUGAUCCUGACUGUGAUGAAGGGGAUCAACCUGCCCGCCCCCCAGGGUGUCUCCUCCAGCGAGCUCAAUGCCUUCGUUCAGUUUGAGUUUGCAUUCCCCAGUUCGGAAGAAGCUCAGAGAGACAGGACCUCCACUGUGAAGAACACCAACAGCCCAGAGUUCAAUGAGAAGUUCAAACUCAUCAUUAACCGAAGCCACAGAGCCUUCAAGCGCGUGGUGCAGAGCAAAGGGAUCAAGCUGGAAGUCUUUCACAAAGGGGGCCUCUUCAAGACAGACCGGGUGGUGGGGAGCGCGCAGCUCAAACUGGAUAACCUGGAGAACAAGUGUGAGAUCAGAGAGAUCAUUGAGGUGCUGGACGGUAGGAAGCCCACAGGUGGGCGGCUGGACGUGGCUGUCCAGAUUCGGGAACCCCUGGGGGGUCAGCAGCUGGAAAGCGUGACGGAGAAGUGGGUGGUCAUCGACCCCCUGACCCUGCCCCCGGUCGCUGUACCGACACCCAAACCCAAGAGCAACUCCGUCAAAGACGUCAACAGCCGGGAGGCCUAUAAAUUCCAUAGCCUGAGUCUGCUGAACUACGACAAGGAGAGAGCGGAGAGGAAGAUAGUGGAGUACAAGCGAGCGCAGAGGGAGCCCCCCAGGGACCUGCUGCAGAGCCACAGGGAGGUGAGCCAGAGGAUCCAAUGGCAGCGGAACCAGCUGGAGAGAGCCGAGCCCGGUCCACAGAGAGAGUACGAAGCUGUGCUGGACAGGCUGGCUCAGGGGCUUGGAGAUUCAGUGAAGCGCUUCUCCAGUGAAGGGAACAGGGAAGCAGCUAAAGACGCCCUGUACAGGCUGAGACUGGUGGAGAGCGAGAUGCAGAAUCUGAGAAGGAAACGGCCUGCGUGAGAGAGGAGCGGGAGGGAGGGAGAGGAGAUGGAAGGGAGGGAGAGGAGAGGAGAGGGAAGGAAGGGAGAGGAGAGGAGAGGGAAGGGAGAGGAGAGGAGAGGAGAGGAGAGGGAAGGGAGUGAGAGGAGAGGAUAAAGCACAGAACAGCCAUAGCUGUUACCUGCCCCCCACUCCACCCUCCGGACCUGUUCAACAGGGUUAGACCUUCCAUGCACGGGGACCUUGUAUGGGGACAGCAACUCUCUAGUCUUCAUAUACACACACACACAGAUAUAUAUAUAAUAUGUGAAGACAUAUGGAAGACACAAAUGCAUACCGAUAUUAAAAUGAAUACUAAUUCCAAUUCCACACGCGUGCCUUUUUUUUUAACUAUCCCCCUGCACUGUAAGCAGCUGAUCUGAGCGAGACAGUGGACCGCCUGGGUUUAUCCUCCAAUAAGAGGGAGGGAGAGACAGUGGACCGCCUGGGUUUAUC
Molecule: messenger RNA, 4065 nt
Organism: Acipenser ruthenus (sterlet)
Lineage: Eukaryota; Metazoa; Chordata; Actinopteri; Acipenseriformes; Acipenseridae
Product: coiled-coil and C2 domain-containing protein 1A-like
Exons: 31
Coding region: 604-3591 (995 amino acids)
Biological process (GO): regulation of transcription by RNA polymerase II
Cellular component (GO): nucleus
Molecular function (GO): DNA-binding transcription repressor activity, RNA polymerase II-specific; RNA polymerase II cis-regulatory region sequence-specific DNA binding
Source: RefSeq, a predicted model, not a curated record